GGAAAUCCAAAAACGAUGAGGCGGGGCAAGGGAACGUCGAUUCCAGUAUGCUCGGAAGCGCCCGUCUUACGGCGCAGAGCUGUCACGACCAAGAAGCCGGAAGCGCGCCUUGGCUGUUCUUCGCCCGACUCUUCCGGCUCCGACUCCAAGUCGCAGGGCGACCCUUUCCAGGCGCCGGAGAGUAAGCUUCCUCCCUGCAGAGCCGAGGAGCCCCUUUCGACCUCGGAGCCGCUUGCAGCCCGCGAGCCCCCGCUGACCUCUUUCCUCUUGGACGGCUGCAGAGAUCUAGGCGCCGCUGCUCCCCCGGGCACCAUGCUCAACAUCUUCCGAUCGAUCCCGACGCAGAUGGACUACAAAGGUCAAAAACUAGCAGAGCAGAUUUUUCAAGGAAUAAUUCUUUUCUCUGCUGUGAUUGGCUUUAUUUAUGGGUAUAUCACUGAACAGUUUGGCUGGACAGUUUACAUAGUAAUGGCUGGAUUUGCUAUAUCAUGCCUGCUCACACUGCCUCCAUGGCCCAUUUACCGUCGCAAUCCUCUGAAAUGGCUACCUGUCCAGGAAUCUGCAACAGAUGAUAAGAAACCUGCAGACAGAAAAGUAAAGAGGCAUCCUAAAAAUUGAAAAACUACAUCUUCUGUAUGAUUUUCGGCCAUUAAAUUUGCUUUAAAAUU
Messenger RNA from Candoia aspera, 668 nucleotides. RefSeq names its product signal peptidase complex subunit 1 (gene SPCS1). The transcript has 4 exons. Bases 16 to 618 code for a protein of 200 amino acids. Lineage: Eukaryota; Metazoa; Chordata; Lepidosauria; Squamata; Candoiidae. Gene Ontology annotation, cellular component: signal peptidase complex; endoplasmic reticulum membrane. Gene Ontology annotation, biological process: protein targeting to ER. The record is from RefSeq and is a predicted model, not a curated record.